CUAUAACAAAGAUACACAAUGCUGACUUUGGAAAUGUUCUCGUUAUUAGACCUUGCGGACCACUACAGUGGAGAACUGAUUUCACACAUCCAUUAAAAAUCAACCUUGAGUUCAGCUAGUGAAAAGUCAUAUGCAAAAAUUGCCUAGGAAAAGUUGCUUGCGUUGUACAUUUUGAGGCAAAAUGCAGAUCGGAGAAUCUGUUUACGAAGCCUCAAAAACAAACAUUCCAGUGUCCUGAAGCUCCACGGGCCGCGCGCUAAGUCAACGCCUGGAUGUGCAACGUUUAUAUUCAACAAUCAAUUGAGGUAUUCAGUAAUGUGGGCCCGAGCAACACACAAAUGCAGCUGUGUCCAGUCAGCUUCCUAGAGCUCCGCAGGAUGCACGGACAGUCCCCAGGAGUCUCCGCCUCCCUCGCGUGCGAUGGCUUCUCAGGUCCCUGCCGCUGUGUUUUUCUUCCCUGUCCUGGGCAGCGCGCACAGUCACACAUACACACAGCUUUCUUUUCCCUGGAUCCACCAUCCUGGGCUGAGAAGCCAGGAGAGAGGGUGGCGAGGUUUGGAGGAACCGCUGGGACGACUGGAUUUUGAGUAGCGAUUCUUCACCAUGGACAGAUUCUUCAUCGUCUUUAGAAGCCUGGUCCUGUUGCAGGUGCUCUGCUUGGCCUUAUCGCAAGUGACCGGUCCGCCUGGAGCGCAGGGCCCCCCUGGUCUCCCCGGCCCCGCUGGAACUCCCGGCGCCGACGGCAUUGAUGGUGAAAAGGGUCCUCCUGGACCUCCUGGACCAGCAGGUCAAAAGGGAGAGUCAGGUGAGCCCGGUCCUGAUGGAUCUCCAGGGGAGGAUGGCAUCGAUGGUUUGAUUGGGGCUAAGGGUGAGAGGGGCCCUCGUGGUAAUCCUGGACCAAAGGGUCAGCCAGGGCCUGGUGGGUCACCAGGGCGUCCUGGACCUGGACUGGCUGGACUUCCUGGAGCAGCAGGACCCAUUGGGCUUCCUGGACAAAUUGGGCCUACUGGGCCAAAGGGGGACAUGGGAAGUCCUGGAGCUCCAGGUUUACCCGGACCUCCAGGAAAGCCGGGUCCGCCAGGAAAGUUUUUGGGUGUAGAGGAAGGCAGUGCUGACUUUCAGUGUCCAACCAACUGUCCACCUGGACCAAAAGGUCCUCAGGGCCUACAGGGAGUGAAGGGACAUAAAGGUCGCUCUGGGGUACUGGGAGAUCCAGGAAGCAUUGGAAAAUUGGGCAUAAAGGGCGAAUUCGGCAUCUCCGGUGAACAAGGAAUACCAGGCCCUCCAGGUCCACAGGGUCUGAGAGGGUAUCCAGGAAUGGUGGGGCCCAAAGGCGAGUCGGGACCACGUGGUUAUAAAGGGAUUUUAGGACCAAUCGGCAUCCCUGGACGCCCUGGUGAAGAGGGACCCCAAGGACCACCUGGAGAGCCUGGUGACAAAGGCGAAAUUGGAGAGCGUGGAGUUCGAGGGCCUCAGGGGGUGGUCGGAAAGAAGGGAGAGAAUGGUCUUCCAGGAAUUGAUGGAAAAGAUGGCACUCCUGGUAUCCCAGGAAUAAAGGGAGCUGCAGGACAAAAUGGAAGACCUGGAGCCCCUGGGCAUCAGGGAGAUGCUGGUUUGCCUGGUAUGCCUGGAGCCAAGGGUGAAAUUGGAGUUAAGGGUGAGACCGGACCCAGAGGCUCGAUGGGAAUGCAGGGUUCUCCGGGACCUCAAGGAGAGCCUGGUCCUCCAGGGGAAGCUGGCAUGGAGGGAGUACCAGGACCAAAGGGUGACAGGGGCGAAAGAGGAGCAGUUGGGCCUUCUGGUAUUGUUGGCUUGCCUGGCAGUAAGGGAGAGAGGGGACCCAUGGGCGUCCCAGGUGCUCAGGGUCUAACUGGAACUAAGGGUGACAAGGGAUUCCAAGGCAAAGUGGGAUCAAAGGGAGACGUUGGUGAUCCUGGAGUAGAGGGAUUGGCUGGGGAGAAAGGAGAGAAGGGACAAUCUGGGGAGCCUGGACCCAAGGGACAGCAAGGUGUGACCGGCGAUCAAGGGCACAACGGUCCUACCGGAGACCCCGGUAAACCAGGAGACCAGGGUCCUUCAGGCUUACCCGGUCCACGUGGCCUGCACGGAGAAAGAGGAGUUCCAGGGAUGCCAGGAAUACAAGGAGCACCUGGUCGUGAUGCUACAGAUCAGCACAUCAUUGACGUGGUCCUGAAGAUGCUUCAAGAGAAGUUAGCGGCAUUAGCGGUGAGCUCUAAGAGAGCCGUGCUGGGUGGAGCUGGUGUGAUGGGACCUCCAGGUCCUCCAGGACCACCUGGACCUCCAGGACCUCAGGGACCUCAUGGACUGACAGGCGGCCGUGGCAUUCCUGGCAUAAUCGGGGGCUCAGGCCAGAUAGGAAACACCGGCCUUAAAGGGAAGAGGGGUGCAAAGGGAGAGAGAGGAGAUCCUGGACGUCCACAUCCUGGCCAACCGGGACCACCUGGACUGCCAGGUCCUCCAGGUCUUGACGGUGUUGCACGUGACGGUAGGCCAGGCGAGCGAGGACCCCAGGGUGCAGUGGGUGAGCCAGGCCGUUCUGGAAAAGCUGGUCCUUCUGGUCUUCCUGGAUAUUGUGAAGCAGCUGCAUGUUUGGCAGCGUCCGCCUACACUUCUCCCAGAUUACAAGAGGCGGGAACAGUAAAGGGCCCAUCCACUUAAAUCAAGCCCUCUACUGGGGCAUAAGAACAUCUGGGAGAGAAAGAGAGAGUCAGAAAGAAACAAAGAAAGGGGGAGAAGCAUGGAAAGAGGGGCGCACAGGCCUACUCUUCAAUGGACACAUUGUGAGGGGGGAGGGAACAGCUGCUGCUUGAUAUUGUGAACUUUUUGUAUGUAUUAGGAUUGUUAAUAUAUGAUUUGACAUCUGCGGAAAGGAAGUGAUAAGUUGGCAAUGUCAGCCGCUGCUGCUCUGUCCAACCUCACAGUACAGAGAGAUGUGAGAACAUUGCCAGUGACAUCACUGAUGACAUCAUCAUCGUGCACCCAGGACUAGAAGAACUAUGAGAAUGACAU
Messenger RNA from Puntigrus tetrazona (Sumatra barb), 3030 nucleotides. It is a transcript of the gene col9a2, whose product is annotated as procollagen, type IX, alpha 2. The record is from RefSeq and is a predicted model, not a curated record. Bases 604 to 2679 code for a protein of 691 amino acids. The transcript is spliced from 33 exons. NCBI's taxonomy places the organism in Eukaryota, Metazoa, Chordata, Actinopteri, Cypriniformes, Cyprinidae.